Drosophila gunungcola (fruit fly) is the source of this 976-nucleotide messenger RNA. RefSeq names its product proteoglycan 4. The record is from RefSeq and is a predicted model, not a curated record. The transcript has 3 exons. NCBI's taxonomy places the organism in Eukaryota, Metazoa, Arthropoda, Insecta, Diptera, Drosophilidae. The coding region runs from base 31 to 885 and encodes 284 amino acids.
CUGCAAAACAGUUUAGCCGCAGACAACGCGAUGAACACAUCCCGAUCCCUGCUUGCAAUUCUUCUGCUCGGAUUCUCCUGCCUGGAGAAUCUACAGGCGCGCUCUCUUCCGGACGGAGAACGGCAUCGGUUCGUUCGCAGACGCAUCUCGCCGGACGAUCCCGACCUGGAGAUCAUCGAGGUCAAGGAGGUGUACUAUGUGCGCAGGCCCAAGAAGGUGGUCAUUCCACUCGAAGAGGACGAGAUCGACUGGCGCAUACGCUGCGACUUCGAGCCAAAUCUUCCGGAGUGUAGGGAUUUAGUAAAGAAUGUGGCGCCCAGCAGGCCAACUACAACCACCACCACCACUACCAAGGCGCCCACAACCACCAGAAGCACCACUCGAAGAACCACCACCACUCCGGAACCACUGCUGGAUGAGUCCAUGGAGCGUAAGAUUCGCUGUGACAACGAUCCCACACGUGAGGAAUGUGCACCUUCGACCACGACUAGUACUAGAAUUCCAGAUUUAAAUGAAACUGAACCGGAACCGGAACUAGUAACUGAACCGGAACCGCAACCAGAAACUGAACCAGAAACUGAACCAGAAACAGUACCUGAACCGGAACCAGAAGAUCAGGAAGAAGAGACCGGAACUGAUUCAGAGAACGAUAUUGAAAACGAAUCCAAUCCCGAAAGUGAAAAAGAUUCAAUAACUCCACCAGAAGAAGAUGAAGUCACUGAGGAAGUCAUGGAACUGCCAGAAGACGAUGGCGAAAGCGUAGAAGAUGCCGAGGAUCAAAUGGAUCAGGAGGACGAGGCCGAUGCGGAGGACGGGUACGAUACCAACUUUAAUGACAGGGGACCGCAUUCAAUUGGAGAUCAUGAUGACGGCGACUGGAAUUAGAUCUUAAAUGGAAAAUAGCGCUUGAUAGGAUAAAUUAGAUUUUUCCAUCUGUUACCUUAAUUGGGUGUCAAUAAAAUUACAAAUUACGGCA